AUGAAUUCCCAAGACGAAGAUUUUAUUUUUGCGUGUUUGUUGGGUUCAUACCUAAAAUCACUUCGAAAUGAAGAGAACCAGCAGCAGGUACAGAGAGGGAAUGCAGGAAUGAGACGAAUAAGACGGAUGAGAAGGCGGAGAUCCAUAUGGGUUCGGAAUUGGUUGUCCGAAGACAGAAGGCAACAGAUGGGUCACUACUCAACAUUUAUAACCAGGGAACUCCGAAUGGAAGAUGUUAACUCAUUCACAAACUACCUGAGGAUGCCUCCAGAUCUCUUCAACGAGAUCCUGGAAAGAGUUACACCAUAUAUACAGAGACGAGACACUAGGUUUCGCGCAGCCCUACCACCUGGUCUGAAGCUGUCAGUGUGUCUAAGGCAUUUGGCCACUGGUGACAAUUACUCGUCACUCUCGUACGCAUUCAGGACCAGUAAAGCAGCCAUAUGCCAUAUGGUACCAGAGGUGUGUAAGGCCAUAGUGGCAGCCUACAAGGAUGAAGCAUUCGCCGUGCCUGUGACGCCUGAUGAGUGGAGAGCCCUCGCCCGUGAUUUUGAAGACAAGUGGAAUGUUCCUCAUGCAGUGGCAGCUCUAGACGGAAAACAUAUUGCUAUUAGCAAGCCACCAAACACAGGCUCGUUGUACCACAAUUACAAAGGGUUUUUCAGUAUCCCUCUCCUCGCCUUAGUGGAUGCCCAGUAUCGUUUCAUAUGGAUCGAAGUAGGUGGAGUUGGACACAUGUCCGAUGCUCAAAUCUAUAAUGACUCGGAGCUCAGUGAACUUUUGCAAGACGGCCAAAUAGGUUUGCCUCCACCAUGUCCUCUGCCCAACGAUGACCAGAACCAGGACAUCCCUUACUUCAUCCUAGGUGACGACGCAUUCGCCUUACGAACUUACCUGAUGAAGCCAUAUGGGAGAAGAGCAAUGCCAAAAGAACAACUUAUCUUCAACUAUCGGAUCUCGCGUGGAAGACGAGUGGUUGAGAAUGCGUUCGGUAUCCUAGCAAAGCGCUUCAGAUGCUUCCUUGGAACUUUGGAACAGAAACCAGAUACAGUGCGAGACAUCGUUGAGGCUGCUGUUGUUCUUCACAACCUCUUGAGAAGAAGGGCCCCAGUCUUGUCAGUGAAUGAGGUAGACCAUGAAGAUGAGGAACACAAUCUGAUCCCUGGCAACUGGAGAGAUGAUGUUCAAUGGCAGGAAGUGGACGCACCACCAACAGGAAGGAACCGAGACACUCUGGAUGCGAAACAACAACGGGAAUAUUUGGAAAGAUACUUCAAUUCCCCUGCUGGUGCUGUAGAGUGGCAAGACAGAAUUAUCACCCUCUAGUGAAGGGCAGUUCAUAUAAACAAACACGACUCUUAAUGUGAACAAAACAUUCUUCCGAAGUGCAAAUGGUUGUAUAUAUUAUGCAAUAAAUGGUUAAAAUUGUUGAACUUGUUUUACUAAACAAAAACUAAUGAGUACUUCCCGCAUGUGGAUAUGGGUUUUUGUUAUUUUUCGUAACUGUUC
This is a messenger RNA of Saccostrea cuccullata (small rock oyster), 1509 nucleotides long. RefSeq names its product putative nuclease HARBI1. The record is from RefSeq and is a predicted model, not a curated record. Lineage: Eukaryota; Metazoa; Mollusca; Bivalvia; Ostreida; Ostreidae. The transcript has 2 exons. Bases 1 to 1326 code for a protein of 441 amino acids.